AUGGUUCUCAAGCGCAAGCGUUCUUCCGAGGAGCUCUCCAGCUCGCCGUCGUCGUUCUCCUCCUCGCCCAUACUCCCUGGUACGAUGGACAUGGACCACAUCUCUCCGGCGCCCUUUGCUGCGUUCUCCUCCCACUUCACGCCAUCACACCUGCCUAGCCGCACCAUGAAGCGUUUCCGCGACAACAGACCCUCGCAGGAUGCAGUCCAUCAACACACACUCAGCAUGCUCUACUCCGCUCAGCAACAUUCCGACGCAGACUUUGCCCCAACCAGUCCCUCCCCGAUGCCUCGCAUUCUCGAGCGACCAGCACAGCCGGCGCCAACAGCGCAGCGGUCUCUACAUGCAUUCUGGAACAUCAACUCUGCUCCGGCCGCACCGUCAUUCACACCAUCCGCGUCCCAAACCUGCCAUGAGACUUUGAGCUGCGAAGACUGUGGUGUCGGGUUCGGCUCCCGGGAUGGGACUGACUCGAUGGACAUUAAUGGCUACGGCUUUGAUAGCGAGGACGACCACCUGUGCGGUGCCUCCGGUCGACCGCAAAGAAGUUCUGGAGCAAUACGAGCACGCGAGAUGGCUCUCGAAGCUGUCGGCCUCGGCCUCGGGGCAACUCAGUUUGCGGCUGAGCUCGCCGUGACCAUCGUCAAGUUGAAGCGGCUCUGGGACGAAGUCCAGGAUGUCCCCGACCACAUCCAGUCCAUCCUCGAGGAGCUGGAGGACGUGGACCUGAUUCUCCAGGAUGUCGAGGAGCAGAUCAACCGUGACGAGAUUCCGGACGAGCUCAAGUCGACCAUUCUCCCUCGCGUCUUGCGAUCGACACAGAGGGCGUAUAGAGCGUUGGAAGAACUUGUCGAAAGUCUUGACAGGCAGAUUGUGUCUUCCAGGGGAUUCCGACGGAGGCUUGUUUCGGUGAGGAUCGUAAUUAAGAAGCCGGUAUUGGAAAAGAUGGAGAGCCAGCUGCGGAGAGCUUUGGACAUUCUGAACAUGGCUAUCAACAGCUACACAAUGGCAUAUACACGCAUUUCGAGCCAGGUCAUUAUAAACCGACUGCCUUUGCCGGCACCACCACAGUCCGGGCCCGCAAGACAUGGCCAGGUUAUAACUACCAUCGAGCCCGUGCCUCAAGAAGUCGACAUUGCAAAGAAGACAACCCCGGAAGAGGUCGCACGACUCCAGGCUGCCUUUGUUGACGCGAGACCGAGAUGGUUUCACACUACUGGACCUUUCUUCGUGGUCUGGUAG
This is a messenger RNA of Verticillium nonalfalfae, 1242 nucleotides long. RefSeq lists its product as uncharacterized. Lineage: Eukaryota; Fungi; Ascomycota; Sordariomycetes; Glomerellales; Plectosphaerellaceae. The transcript is spliced from 6 exons. Bases 1 to 1242 code for a protein of 413 amino acids. The record is from RefSeq and is a predicted model, not a curated record.